Messenger RNA from Entrophospora sp. SA101, 621 nucleotides. NCBI's taxonomy places the organism in Eukaryota, Fungi, Glomeromycota, Glomeromycetes, Entrophosporales, Entrophosporaceae. The record is from the annotation of a GenBank genome assembly.
AUGAAUAGUACUAAUCCAUAUAGAACACUUGGUGAUGCAAAUGUUAAUUAUGAAGAGGAGGAGGCACGAGAGUGGAGACAACCAUUUUCCAGAGUAAGUAGAAGAGAUAGGCCUGAUGAAGACCCUCAGUAUAGGGAUGAAUCCGUUGAACAAGCUACAGCUAAAACAGUUCCUGAUGAAGUAUGGCUGAUUCCACCUAAUCUUCGCCCUCUUGAAAUUCUUGGUGAGAAAGAUUGUAAUAAAGCACGUAUAGAAUCCACUACAAAUACCCAUAUGAAAUAUAAUAAUUUAGAACAAGCUCUUAAACAAUGGAACAAUCUGGCAGAGAAUAUACUUACAGAACAACAAAAAGAAAAAAGUAAAAGAAGAGUUAAAGGUUGGGCAAGACCAGAAAAAGCACUUACUGAUAAACAGUUACGCAAGUUGCAACGUAAAGAGGCACGUGAAAAAGAAGAACAGGAUUAUCGAGGAGUUUGUGAAGACAAACCUUUCUACGGAGUUUUCCUUUUUCCUAACGCUCAAAUACCAAUUCCAAUGAUUAUUGGUGAAAAAACAGAAAUAUUGGAUCCAAUUCGUGUUGAGACCAAAUGUUAUAUAUGGAAUGAUCGCAAUGUAAGAUAA